Molecule: messenger RNA, 921 nt
Organism: Penicillium taxi
Lineage: Eukaryota; Fungi; Ascomycota; Eurotiomycetes; Eurotiales; Aspergillaceae
Exons: 2
Coding region: 1-921 (306 amino acids)
Biological process (GO): fatty acid metabolic process
Molecular function (GO): medium-chain fatty acid-CoA ligase activity
Source: RefSeq, a predicted model, not a curated record
AUGGAAAGCUGCAAGCUCCGGACAGAGGAUGUGCUCUACUGUCCAUUCCUAUUAUUCCAUGUAGAUGCAACUGCACUCACCGUUAUUCCCACUAUUCUCCUUGGUGCCACCACCGCUCUGUCUCCCAGAUUUACGGCAAGUCGAUUCUGGGACGAGAUCCGGGAGACCAAGACAACAGUGUAUGAUUUCAUGGGGGCGACUCUGGCCUUGAUCUACAAGCAGCCCCCGAGCCCACGAGAUCGGGAGCAUCGACGGCGAUUCGGUCAUCCACUUCGUACCUUGUAUGGUAGUGUGGAGGCUAGCAUCCCCAUUGUGCAAGAAGGCCCUCUUGUUCCAGGAUCCUGUGGCAUCUUGCGCCCAGGGUACCAACUCCGCAUCGCCGACCAGGAAGACGAGUCACUGCCUCCUAAUACUCCGGGUCAGUUGUUGCUGCGCAGUGAAAACCCCAAUGCCUUCUUCCAGGGCUAUUUUAAUGACCCAGCAAAUACGGUCAAGGCGUAUGCCAAUAUGUGGUUGCACACAGGUGACAUCGCGAAGGUGGAUGAACGCGGCAAUGUCUACUUUAUUGGCCGUAUCAAAGACAUUAUUCGACGGCGAGGGGAAAAUAUCAAUCCUUCAGAAGUGGAAGAGGAGCUUCUGCAGCAUCCCGAAGUCGUCAUUGUCGCUGGGUUUGCGAUUCCUAGCGAGCUGGGAGCGGGAACUGAAGAUGAUCUGAAGGUCGUGGUGAAGCUACGCAAUGAGAGCACAAUUGAUGAGCACGCCUUAUGGCAAUGGUCGCAGAAGUAUAUGGCACGGCAACAGGUACCCACGGUGAUUGAGAUCGUGGAAGAACUGAAACAAACGCCAACUGGGAAAAUCGAGAAAGGCUCGCUGACGACAGAGGGCGGAAAGAGGUUUACAACGCGUCCCGCAAGACUCUAG